Molecule: messenger RNA, 2161 nt
Organism: Hipposideros armiger (great roundleaf bat)
Lineage: Eukaryota; Metazoa; Chordata; Mammalia; Chiroptera; Hipposideridae
Gene: ZBED11
Product: zinc finger BED-type containing 11
Exons: 1
Coding region: 44-2017 (657 amino acids)
Source: RefSeq, a predicted model, not a curated record
AGUUGGUGGUAAUUAUAACAUUUUCAUCAAAAUUGCUUUUAAAAUGGAUCAUUUCUUCUUUAAAAGAAAGAGGAAUAAUGAAGUGAAAUAUGCAGAAGCAUCUUCAAGUUCAACUGCUGGAUCUGGAAGUGUGAAUAGCAACAAUAUUGAAAAAAAUAUUGACUCUAAUCUGCAAACUUCACCUUCAUUUAAGCCACAUUUCAAAAAGAAAAAAGUAAGUUCAAGACGAUAUAAUGAAGAUUAUUUAAAAUAUGGUUUUAUCAAAUGUGAAAAACCCUUUGAAAAUGACAGACCUCAGUGUGUUAUUUGUAACAGUAUUCUUGCAAAUGAAAGCUUAAAACCUUCAAAAUUAAAAAGGCACUUAGAAACUCAGCAUGCUGACCUUAUUGAUAAACCUCUUGAAUAUUUUCAAAAAAAGAAAAAAGAUAUAAAGUUGUCAGCACAAUUUCUUAGUUGUUCUACUGUGAGUGAGAAAGCCUUAUUAUCAUCGUAUUUAGUUGCAUAUCGUGUGGCAAAAGAGAAAAUGGCUCACACAGCUGCUGAAAAAAUUAUUCUUCCAGCAUGUUUGGAUAUGGUGCGUACAAUUUUUGAUGAUAAAUCAGCUGAUAAAUUAAAAACUAUACCUAGUGAUAACACAGUAUCUCUUCGAAUUUGCACUAUUGCAGAACAUUUAGAAACAAUGCUGAUUUCUCGGUUACAGUCCGGUAUAGAUUUUGCAAUUCAGCUUGACGAAAGUACUGAUGUUGGAAGCUGUACAACACUUUUAGUUUAUGUCAGAUAUGCAUGGCAAGAUGAUUUUAUGGAGGAUUUUUUGUGUUGUUUAAAUUUAACCUCACACCUAAGUGGAUUAGAUAUUUUUACAGAAUUAGAAAAGUGCAUUGUUGGUCAAUAUAAAUUAAACUGGAAAAACUGCAAAGGAAUUACAAGUGAUGGAACAGCAGACAUAACUGGGAAACACAGCAGAGUAAUUAAAAAAUUGCUAGAAGUUACUCAUCAUGGUGCUGUGUGGAAUCAUUGUUUUAUACAUCGUGAAGCUUUAGCAUCCAGAGAAAUUCCACAGAACCUCAUGGAAGUAUUGAAAAAUGCAGUGAAAGUCGUUAAUUUUAUUAAAGGAACCUCACUAAAUAGCCGAUUUCUUGAAACAUUUUGUUCGGAGAUUGGAGCUAACCAUACCCACUUACUGUACCAUACCAAAGUCCGUUGGUUGUCUCAAGGGAAAAUACUGAGCAGGGUUUACGAACUCAGAAAUGAGAUUCACAUUUUUCUCGCUGAAAAAAAAUCACAUUUGGCAAGGAUCUUUGAAGAUGACAUUUGGGUAACGAAAUUGGCAUAUUUAACUGAUAUUUUUGGCAUUCUUAAUGAACUAAGUUUAAAACUGCAGGGGAAAAAGAGUGAUAUAUUCCAACAUGUCGAACGCAUCCAAGGAUUCCGAAAGACAUUAUUGUUAUGGCAAGCAAGGCUUAAAAGCCAUCGCCCUAGCUACUACAUGUUUCCAAGAUUUUUGCAACAUAUUGAAGAGAAUAUUAUUAAUGAAACCACUCUGAAAGACAUAAAAUUAGAAAUAUUAUUGCAUCUCACUUCUCUCUCUCAAACUUUUAACCAUUUCUUUCCAGAAGAGAAAUUUGAAACAUUAAGAGAAAACUGUUGGGUAAAAGAUCCAUUUGCUUUUCGAAAUCCAUUAUCAAUAAUUGAGUUAAACUUGGUGCCUGAAGAAGAGAAUGAAUUACUGCAGCUCAGUUCUUCAUAUACAUUGAAGAAUGACUAUGAAACAUUAAGUUUAUCAGCAUUUUGGAUUAAGAUAAAGGAAGACUUUCCUUUGCUAAGUAGAAAGAGUGUCCUCCUAUUAUUACCAUUCACAACAACUAGCUUGUGUGAACUAGGGUUUGCAGUUUUGACCCAGUUGAAAACGAAGGAAAGAAGUGGACUGAACGGUGCAGCAGAUAUGCGGGUAGCAUUAUCCUCCUGUGUUCCAGACUGGAAUGAACUUAUGAACAGGCAGGCCCACCCAUCACACUAAGUAAAUUUUACCUGGUUUUUGUUUUUGUGUUUCUUAUUUUAUGGUAUUUUUCUAUGUUGUAUUUAAAUGUUACUAUGUCAUGUGAUAACUUUGUUAUGUUUUUAUUUUUGUUAUAUUUAACAAUAAAAUCAUAAUGUAAUUUUA